Molecule: messenger RNA, 930 nt
Organism: Triplophysa rosa
Lineage: Eukaryota; Metazoa; Chordata; Actinopteri; Cypriniformes; Nemacheilidae
Exons: 2
Coding region: 1-930 (309 amino acids)
Source: RefSeq, a predicted model, not a curated record
AUGACACUGGGUACCUCAAAUGCAAGCACCAUUAAUGACACAGACCAGGAGGGAAUCUCACAGUACCAACCUUGGUCACACAGUGACAUGACAGCAAUAGCGAGUAAAUUGCCACCCAUUACCUCAGGAGGCAGCAGAUGGUUGAGUAAGCUGACAGCACUCAGCCAUGGCACUGACUUGGCUUUGGGUGAUUUGAGAUGCCUGUUGGGUCAGAUACUGACAGCCUCACAAAUGCAAAAUUUAGAGCUCGAUGCAAAUACUAUGUAUGUUGCAAAUGAGAUACCAUUUACCAGAGUAAGUACUGUUGUAAGCCAAACUCUUCGUCGAAUAUAUCCUGUGCCACCAACAGUGUACCAGAAUAUAAAAUUCCGCAUUAAGCCAGGUGAGACUGGAGCGGCUUAUUAUUUCCGUUGUGCUGCUGAGUGGGAACAAAUGGUGGAGGAAAACAGUUUAAACAACCCUGUGACACGAGACAUAUUUAGAGCAGCAGUAAUGACAGGAGCUCCAAAUGGAGUAAAACAAGCAAUGGAGAAUAACCCAGAUAUCCCAGUGGCAAGUAACGAGGUAUGGGAAAGACAUUUAGUGCACCACACAGACAGAGCAGUGGAAAGAGCCAAUAAAGAGGAAGAGGAACUAGAAAGAGUUAAAACCCAGUUGUUAAAAUUGCAAUUAGAAAAAGCCAAAAGUGAAGGGACAACCAAAAAGGCCAAGCAAAUGCCACAACAUACUCCCAAUGCACCCCAACCCAUAGACCCAUAUCAAGGACCCCCUUACAGUGGUUCUCCUUUUGGAGGACCGACACACCACCAUCCAUAUAGCAACCCACAUUAUGCCCAAGGACAAACCGUAGGCAGGGACCCCCAUGGAAGGAAAUGGACGAGGAGGCAGGAGAGGGCAAGGGGAGGGGUGAGAGGGGACGCAGUGUUUUGA